Messenger RNA from Nerophis lumbriciformis (worm pipefish), 2275 nucleotides. RefSeq names its product FAM3 metabolism regulating signaling molecule A (gene fam3a). Lineage: Eukaryota; Metazoa; Chordata; Actinopteri; Syngnathiformes; Syngnathidae. The record is from RefSeq and is a predicted model, not a curated record.
GCAUGUGUUUCGAGAAUGGGUAUUUCCGUCAGGUCGGAAAUACUUCGGAUACUUCAAUUGAAAUUUACUAGGGAAGAGACGGCGAAAAAAGUAGUUUAACUUCACUAAAGCGUGUUAUACGGCGCUUUCGUCGCUAAUUGCAGCUAAAGCCAGUCGCCGAGAGAAAGCAACACUUUACGCCUGGACACGACAAAUAUCUGGUCGACAAGAGCCUGAAUCAUGAGAUUUACAGGUUUGGCAGUGCUGCUGUUGGUGGGAUUCACCUUGCUGCUUGUAAACACCUUGUUUGGAGGUGGAAACGGUUCAGUUGUGCACCAUUUUUUCAAUGGUGAAAGUCAGGGACCAACAACUGCUGAAGUGCGACCACGGCGGUAUAAAUGUGGCCUUUCAGCACCAUGUCCCUCCAAACACCUGGCUUUCCGUCUGGUAUCUGGAGCUGCCAAUGUCAUUGGGCCCAAAAUCUGUCUGGAGGAUAAAAUGUUAUUAAGCAGUGUAAAGAACAAUGUUGGCCGAGGACUAAACAUCGCUUUGGUGAAUGGGGUCUCUGGGGAACUCCUGGAAACAAAAAGCUUCGACAUGUGGGCAGGAGAUGUUUCGGACUUAUUGAAGUUUCUGAGGCCUCUCCAUGAGGGAACACUGGUGUUUGUGGCCUCCUUUGACGAUCCAGCUUCCAAGCUGAAUGACGAAUCUCGCCGACUGUUUGAGGAGCUCGGGAGCACAGCCGUGAAGGACCUGGCCUUUCGGGACAGCUGGGUGUUUGUCGGUGCCAAGGGAAUCGAGAAUAAGAGUCCAUUUGAGCAGCGUAUGAAGAACAGUAAAACCGGCAACAAGUACGAAGGUUGGCCAGAGUCUCUGGAGAUGGAUGGCUGCAUUCCCUUAAGACCACCCCUGGAAAAUUAAUUCAGCCCUGUCAACAUAUGAGGUACCCAGUUUAGAUACACCCGACUGACUGUUGGAAAGCUAAGACUGAAAGCAUCCUAGUUUUCUCUUACGGGGUCUUGGGACCUGAUAUAUGUAAAUGCAGACGUAGUUGUGAAAGAGUUUCCUGGUGUGGAAUAGAAGCCAUCUGAGUGUGAGGUUCUUCAAGAGAGGUGAAGAAGUGCAUGAUGAAAAAUGUAACAUGAAGAUGAGUAGGUCUUCCACAGCUCUUUGGAGAAAGUAAUAGAUUUUGUCUCUGCUACAAAAGCCGCAAAGAGUUCUAAGAACUUGCACCACAUCUUAAGUUUUCUCAAAACACUUGGUUUCAUGAAGGUGACGAGUAAACAUAAUCAGCAGGAGAAAUAUGUGCGGUACUGCAGAAGCUUAAAUGGAAACAUCAUAUUUUUUAUUCAAGUUAAAUAUUUUUAAUGCUGUGAUAAUUAUUUCUGUGAAAUUAUGCAUAGUAGUAGCAGCCAUUGUUCCGUUAGAACCUGAUGCACGAGCUUACUGUUUACAGAUAUUGCUUGACAAUUGGGUUGUUGGCUUUGAUAAAAAAAAUAUUUAUUAUAACGCACAACACAGGAGGUUUAUCAUAUGGGUUCACUUGGACACGGCUACACAUUUUAAUAAUUUUUGAUGCUGGAUGUUAUUUGUCCACUGCUUUGAGCUUGGUUUGACAAUGUUGCAUAUACACGUGUGAAUGUUUUUAAAAUGCUGACUGUAUCCACAAGGUCUAAUGUAUUACAAUUAUUUAAAUGCAUAGAAAAAAUAUUAUUGCUGUUUUAUAUGUAUGUUUUUUUUGUUGUUGUCUUUACGUGCUGACAAUUUUAUACAAAGCUUUGUUUGUUUCUCAAUAAAAUAAUUGCAUGCUUUUUCUGUCUAGUCCAAUUGUGGUUCAUAAAGUCCACCAGAGGGCGACAGAAAUCAAUGUUUCAUCGGGGUUGUUGGGUUCAUCACGCUCGAAGCGAUUUCUUGAAUGUACACAUUUUGAUCUCACAUACAAACACGCAUGAACAGAGGCAAUGUGCACUUUAGAAAUUAUAUUCAGCACACAAUGUGGUUGCUUGUGGAACCGCACAACAAAGGAAUGUCAAACAAUAUAAAAAAAUAGAAUUGGGGCCAUGAUAAUAUGGUGCCUUCAAUGACAUACAGUACAAUCAGCUAAAACGUGUAUUUUGAAUGUUCGCUUAAGUUACAUUUGCCAAGAAGGUUAUGUUUUCAUUUUAGUGAGAUUGUUUGUGUGGCAAUUAUGAGGGCACAAUUUUUUGAUUCCAUUGUUAAGUGAAAUAUCAAUACAUUUGAACAGAGAAAGACAUGAUAUCAACAAAAACAGUUUGAAAUAAAGGUUACAAAUGUA